AUGACAUCUUCCUACACUACCAAGCAAUGGGUCCUCGCCAACAAGCCUACAGGGGAGCCUGUCCUGUCCGGCCCAGACGCUACCUGGAAGCUGCAGACCGUCACACUGCCUGAGCUGAAGGAUGGCCAGAUCCUCGCCAAAGUCCAGUACUUCUCCAACGACACUGGCCUAAGGAAUUUUAUUCAGAGCACCGUCGCGCCUGAGCGCUUCUACGUGCCUACAGUGCCCCUCGGCUCGCCCAUGCGCUCUGGUAUCAUCGCCGAGGUGGUCGAGUCCAAGUCGGACAAGUUCAAGGUCGGCGAUCUCUGCAUGGAUUUCCACCUGGGCACCUGGAGCGAAUAUGUGAUCCUGGAAGCCGAAAACUCCCAGGCCCUCGCGCCCCUGCCCAACGGCCUGCCCACCACGCACUUCCUCGGUGCGUUUGGCGCCUCUGGUCUGGCCGCGUAUACCGGCUUGUACUAUGCCGGUGAGGCUAAGCCCGAGCACACUAUUGUCAUCUCAGCCGCUGCUGGCGCUACUGGCUCUAUGGCUGUCCAGAUCGCCUCCAAGAUCCUGGGCGCUAAGCGAGUCAUUGGUAUCACUGGUUCUGACGAGAAGUGCAAGUGGGUGAAGAGCAUCGGUGCCCACGAGUGCCUCAACUACAAGAGCCCUACAUUCCUUGAGGACCUCAAGGCUGCUACCCCCAACGAGGUCGAUGUGUACUUUGACAACGUCGGUGGUGACAUUCUCGACGCCAUGCUGACCCGCGUCAAGAAGCACGGCCACAUCGCUGUCUGCGGUGCUGUCAGUGGAUAUAACUCUGACGAACCCAUGGCUCUCAAGAACUGGUUCGAGCUUAUUUCCUGCAGGAUCAACAUCCGCGGCUUUAUUAUGCUCGAUUAUAUGGACAAGGUGCCCGCUAUCCUAGGCGAGCUUAUUGGCGCCACUGCCGAUGGACGUAUCAAGCUCGAGGCUGCCGAGACAGUCAUUGAGGCGCCCAUUGAGCAGCAGCCCGAGGUUUGGAUGAAGCUGUUCAGCGGUGUCAACCAGGGCAAGCUCCUCACCAAGCUCAUCGUUUAG
This is a messenger RNA of Fusarium tjaetaba, 1059 nucleotides long. Its product is annotated as endo-polygalacturonase 6. Gene Ontology annotation, molecular function: oxidoreductase activity, acting on the CH-CH group of donors, NAD or NADP as acceptor. The record is from RefSeq and is a predicted model, not a curated record. The transcript has a single exon. NCBI's taxonomy places the organism in Eukaryota, Fungi, Ascomycota, Sordariomycetes, Hypocreales, Nectriaceae. Bases 1 to 1059 code for a protein of 352 amino acids.